This is a messenger RNA of Lathyrus oleraceus (garden pea), 497 nucleotides long. Its product is annotated as mitochondrial import receptor subunit TOM5 homolog. Gene Ontology annotation, cellular component: mitochondrial outer membrane translocase complex; mitochondrion. Bases 111 to 275 code for a protein of 54 amino acids. Lineage: Eukaryota; Viridiplantae; Streptophyta; Magnoliopsida; Fabales; Fabaceae. The record is from RefSeq and is a predicted model, not a curated record. The transcript has 2 exons.
AAAUAUUCAUAUUUUCACUUGAGCAAAAUAAAACCCCUUGUCCCCGUUACUCGUUGCGUGCUCAAACACAGAACCUAAACCCUAAAACCCUCUUUUUCUCUCUCGCAUCAAUGGCCGACUCUAUCUUAUCGAUUCAAUACCUCAAAGAUUUCAUUGAUUCUCAAAUCAAUGACGAGAAGAAUUGGGACUUCAAUGUGAAAUUGCUUCGUGCUGCUGGAUUGUUUGCAGGAUCAAUAGUCCUGAUGCGAAACUAUGGUGACCUUAUGGCAAUCUAAGAGUAGAAGACUCUAUUGUGCUGUAAUGAGUUGCUGCUAUUAUCUACUUAAACCAUAAUGUCUUGGCUGUAGUUUCAAUUUAAAAUGAGCAGGAUUAUUUUCAGGCUUUUGAUAAGCGAUUAUCAUGGUAUUUUCAAUUUGGUUAUGUUGACUUUGUGUCUCUGCACAUCUCCUUGUGCUGAAAUGACUGUUUUGAUAUGAAUGAAAUAGACUAUUUUCCCA